Messenger RNA from Lodderomyces margitis, 1743 nucleotides. RefSeq names its product phosphopantothenoylcysteine decarboxylase complex subunit. The coding region runs from base 1 to 1743 and encodes 580 amino acids. Gene Ontology annotation, molecular function: phosphopantothenoylcysteine decarboxylase activity; FMN binding. The record is from RefSeq and is a predicted model, not a curated record. Gene Ontology annotation, cellular component: phosphopantothenoylcysteine decarboxylase complex. Gene Ontology annotation, biological process: coenzyme A biosynthetic process. NCBI's taxonomy places the organism in Eukaryota, Fungi, Ascomycota, Pichiomycetes, Serinales, Debaryomycetaceae. The transcript has a single exon.
AUGCCAUCGAAUUCCUCCACCAAAGAGAAGAAGUUGCAGUUGCAAGCAAAAAAUGAUGAUCAAGAGAUGCCCCCCUCGAUAUUGUCGAGGAAUCCGACGUCUCCACCAACAACUCACCAAGUACCGAGCAGCCAGACAGAAACCCAACUGCGUCCUGGAUUAGCACUGUCUGCAUCACUUCAACAAGCUCCCAUCCAACCAAGCAAAGGUCAACAGCUGCUACCAACCUCUUCUCCUGAGAGUGACCAACAGAAGAAGGAAACUGUUAUGGCUGGAGGUGUAUAUUUAAAAGACAAGAUACAUUCUGACUCGUUGGUGAGUACCUUGAAUUCGUUAAACUUGAAGGAUCACAACAUGUCACCAACUGUCCUUAGUGAUAACAACGAAUCUGUCACCAGUUUGGAUUACUUAUUGCACCCACCAGCUGAUGCCCAGCAUCACAAGACCCCAUCUGUUCAUGCCCAUUUCUAUGUUGACGAAGCUGUAAAGCCAGGUAAAUUGGGAAACAGAUCGAGAAGUGGGUCAGGGUCAAAUUCAAACUCUGCUGGUUCACAUGCGAUCCCCCAAUCUUCAUUCUACCCUUUGCGCGAUGGAGGUAAAAGCCACGACAGCAUCAAAGAUGCAGUCUCAAUUGGGUCAGCCGCUUCAUUUACUGCACCUUCUCCUCAAGGACAACCUCCACAUCUGCAUAAUGCAUCGUUAUCAUCUCAAGUUAGUCGACAACAAUCACCCAAGAUUUCCGAGCAGAACGCUAACAUUGACCCCAGGUUACCGCAAGAUGAUGGGAAAAUCCACAUUUUGCUCGGUGUGUGCGGCGCAUUAUCUACCGGCAAAAUCAAACUCAUCAUUAACAAGUUGUUUGAAAUUUACACUCCAAAUAAAAUUGCUAUUCAACUUAUUCUUACUCGGUCUAGCGAAAACUUUCUCAUGCAGGAGAGUCUAAAUAUAAUGGAGAAUGUCAAGGGAGUACGAAUUUGGCGAGAUGAAGACGAAUGGACAACGUGGAAAACAAGGCUGGAUCCAGUUUUGCACAUUGAACUCCGUCGAUGGGCCGACAUUUUGGUUGUUUGCCCCUUGACUGCAAACACGUUAUCGAAAAUCUCACUUGGAAUAUGUGAUAAUUUAUUGACCAACGUUAUACGUGCUUGGAAUACUUCGUAUCCUAUUUUAUUGGCACCAGCAAUGGUUAGUUAUUCUUAUAAUGCUAUAACGACAAAGAGGCAGUUGCGAAUGAUUGCUGAAGAAAUGCCAUGGAUUGAAGUGUUGAAGCCGCUGGAGAAGGUGUUUGGUAGUUAUGGGGAUAUAGGUAUGGGUGGAAUGAUGGAUUGGAAUGAAGUUGUUAAUAAGAUUGUGUUGAAGUUAGGUGGGUAUCCUGAAGUUAUCGAUGAAGAGGAUGAGGAGGACGAGGAGGAUAGUGAAACUGUUCUGCGAAGUGGGAAGGAUGUGAAAAAGUCAAAGGAACAGUUGGCUGACAAAGAGAGCAGUCUGGCUAUUGUUGACGACGACGACGACGACGAUGACGAUGACGAUGACGAUGACGAUGACGAUGACGACGAUGACGAUGAUGACGAUGAUGACACUGCAGAAGAUGCAGGAAGUCAACUCAAGAUGGAACAUAGGGUAAAUGGUGACCAACAUUUCUAUAAACCUAAACCACAAUCUCAUCAUAAUAAUGGCGAUACUUCCUCCCAACCUGUCUCAGUAUCGCUAGAUUUAGGAUCCAAGUCAGAUCAAUCACGUUGA